Talaromyces rugulosus is the source of this 966-nucleotide messenger RNA. RefSeq lists its product as uncharacterized. Lineage: Eukaryota; Fungi; Ascomycota; Eurotiomycetes; Eurotiales; Trichocomaceae. The coding region runs from base 1 to 966 and encodes 321 amino acids. The transcript has 3 exons. Gene Ontology annotation, cellular component: cytoplasm. The record is from RefSeq and is a predicted model, not a curated record.
AUGCCUACUCUCAUUGGAAAAGAAGUCGGUCCAACAGGCUAUGGCCUCAUGCGCAUGACUUGGAAUCCCACACCACCUUCUAGAGAAGUGUGCUUCGAGACGUUGGAUACAGCCUUGGAACUGGGUGCCAACUUUUGGAAUGGUGGUGAAUUCUAUGGAACACCAGACAAUCACUCCUGCCACUUACUCAAGGAGUACUUUACCAAGAACCCACAGAACGCAGACAAGGUUGUGCUCAGUAUCAAGGGUGGUCUGGCCCGGGGUGAAUUCAGACCGGAUGGCUCGGAAAAGAACAUUCGCGCCAGUGUUGACGAGUGUCUACGAGUCUUGGAUGGAACCAAAUCGAUUGACAUCUUUGAAUGUGCUCGGCAGGACCCUGGCACAACUGUCGAGCAAACUGUCACAGUUCUAGCACAGCUGGUCAAAGAAGGCAAGAUUGGCGGCAUUGGCCUCAGUGAAGUAGAUGCGGAGACUAUCAGAAGAGCACACAAGGUCCACCCCAUUGCUGCUGUGGAAGUAGAGCUGUCUUUGUGGUCUUUGGACAUUCUCGAGAACGACAUCGCCAAAACCUGCGCCGAGCUGAACAUCCCAGUCAUCGCCUAUUCUCCGCUUGGUCGAGGUGCUUUCACUGGAGAGAUCGCCAAAUUUACGGAUAUCCCAGAAGGAGACUUCCGUCGCCUCGUUCCUAAAUUCCAAGGUGAAAACUACGAGCACAAUCUAAAACUUAUUCAAGAGAUAGUGGCCCUAGCCAAACGCAGGGGAUCUGCUCCGGCUCAAAUUGCGCUUGCCUGGGUCCGCAGUUUAAACAACAAACCUGGCCUUCCUACGAUCAUCCCUAUCCCCGGUGGGACAACUAAGGACAAGGUGAUUCAGAAUACUCAAGGGAUACAGACUCUAUCCGAUGAAGAGUUUGCCGAGAUUGACUCGAUUCUGAAAGGACACGUGGUGCAAGGCAGUCGCUAUUAG